Molecule: messenger RNA, 1652 nt
Organism: Acipenser ruthenus (sterlet)
Lineage: Eukaryota; Metazoa; Chordata; Actinopteri; Acipenseriformes; Acipenseridae
Product: kinesin light chain 1-like
Exons: 12
Coding region: 1-1362 (453 amino acids)
Biological process (GO): axo-dendritic transport
Cellular component (GO): cytoplasm; kinesin complex; membrane-bounded organelle
Molecular function (GO): kinesin binding
Source: RefSeq, a predicted model, not a curated record
AUGUCUCUGAGCGGGGAGGAGAUCCUGUGCAGCACACAGCAGGUCAUUGAUGGGCUGGAGGCACUGAGGGGAGAGAACCGCAAUCUCCUGGACAAGCUGCAGGGGGCGCUACAGAGCAGGCAGCCAGAGGACUGCACCGGACUGGAGCAGGAGGAGUGGCAUUGUACUGGAGUCACUGGAGAGAAUCGAACUGGGACUGGGAGAGGCACAGCGCCACCUGCCCAGCUGCCCCUGCACCUCCUCCAGCACUCCUUCCCAGUUCCCCUGCACACUGGCCUCGUCCCCCCGAGACAGUCCACUUACGACUCUCCUCAGCUCGUGCAGCAGCGGCUCAAUAGCCAGAGAGAUGAGAAGGAAACUGCCUCUUCAAAGGACUCUCUCGAUGACCUGUUCCCCACAGACGAGGAGGAGCAAUCCCAGAUGUCUCAGCCUCACAACAGUCCUCACAGCAGUGCAGCAGCAGCAGCUCAGCAGGGUGGGUAUGAGAUCCUGGCCCGGGUGCGCACGCUUCAUAACCUGGUGAUCCAGUACGCCUCUCAGGGCUGCUACGAGGUGGCCAUGCCGCUGUGCAAGCAGGCCCUCGAGGACCUGGAGAAAUCCUCCGGAUACAACCAUCCCGACGUGGCCACCAUGCUCAACAUCCUGGCACUCGUGGCAGAGACGCUGAAUAACCUGGCAGUGCUGUACGGGAAGAGGGGCAAAUACAAGGAGGCAGAGCCACUGUGCAAACGAGCCCUGGAGAUCAGAGAGAAGGUCCUGGGGACGGACCACCCUGAUGUUGCGAAGCAGCUCAAUAACCUGCCUCUGCUCUGCCAGAACCAGGGCAAGUACCAGGAGGUGGAGCUUUACUACAAGAGAGCCCUGCACAUCUACCAGAGCCAGCUAGGCAGCGAUGACCCCAACGUAGCCAAGACCAAGAACAACCUGGCCUCGUGUUACCUGAAACAGAGGAAGUACCGGCAGGCGGAGGCUCUUUACAAGGAGAUCCUGACAUGCGCACACGAGAGGGAGUUCGGAUCAGUUGAGGGAGACGGGCGGCCCAUUUGGAUUCACACAGAAGAAGGUAGCAACACACAUGACGGGCUGGGCAGUCUCAAGCGCAGUGGUUUGUUCACGAAGCUUCGAGAGUCGAUCCGCCGGAGCUGCGAGAAGCUUGUCAGGAAGCUGAAAGGAGUGGGAGCGACAGAGCCAGCACCCCGGAACCCUGGUAUGAAGCGAGCAAACUCCCUCAACGUGCUUAAUAUGGGGGGGAAGGCUGCGGCCGACUCCUGUCAGAGUCCUAGCAGUCUGACAGAGUCCCGAGGCCUCAGCUCCAGCACUCACAGUCUGGCUCGACGCGGAUCACUGACUGCAGCCAGCUAGCACACACCUAGCACAGAGCCAGCACACACCAAGAACAUCCAGCACACACCCAGCACAGAGCCAGCACACACCAAGAACAUCCAGCACACACCCAGCACAGAGCCAGCACACACCAAGAACACCCAGCACACACCAAGAACACCCAGCACACACCAAGAACAGAGCCAGCACAUACCAAGAACAGAGCCAGCACACACCAAGAACAUCCAGCACACACCAAGAACAGCGCCAGCACACACCAAGAACAGAGCAAGCACGCACCAAGAACAGAGCCAGCACACACCAAGAAC